Aspergillus ibericus CBS 121593 is the source of this 1494-nucleotide messenger RNA. RefSeq names its product sugar porter family MFS transporter. The record is from RefSeq and is a predicted model, not a curated record. NCBI's taxonomy places the organism in Eukaryota, Fungi, Ascomycota, Eurotiomycetes, Eurotiales, Aspergillaceae. Gene Ontology annotation, molecular function: carbohydrate:proton symporter activity. The transcript is spliced from 6 exons. Gene Ontology annotation, cellular component: membrane. Gene Ontology annotation, biological process: transmembrane transport; carbohydrate transport. Bases 1 to 1494 code for a protein of 497 amino acids.
AUGGGUCGACUUUUUACCAUCUCGCUGGCUGCGUUUGCAGCUACAGGGUCAUUCCUGUUCGGGUACGACAGCGGUGUGAUGACCGAUGUAAUCGAGUCGAAGAACUUCUUGGCUUUCUUCAAUACCACCCAAACGUCAUCCAUCAUCGGGGCUAUCAACAGUACAUUUUCGGGGGGAGCCUGCAUUGGCUCCCUCCAGGGAGGUCUAACGAUGGAUCGCUUCGGACGAAAGUUCACGAUCCAGAUGGGGGCGCUCAUAUGCCUGGUCGGCGCCAUUCUUCAAUCUUCAGCGAAAAACCUGGCCAUGAUUCUGGUUGGCCGUAUCCUGGCCGGCUGGGCCGUGGGUCUCAUGUCUAUGUCCGUCCCGGUCUAUCAAGCAGAGGUCGCUCAUCCUCGUUCCCGUGGGUUCAUCAUCGGUCUAUCCCAACAGAUGAUCGGCGUUGGGUUUAUUGUUAGCACCUGGGUCGGCUACGGAUCCCUCCAUGCGCCAGACACCAGCGAGUUUCAAUGGCGGUUUCCGCUUGCAUUUCAAGCUGUCCCUGCGCUUCUUCUAGUGAUAGGCAUGUUCUUCAUGCCCGAGUCGCCUCGAUACUUGAUCGAAAAGGAGCGCUACGAUGAGGCCAUGCAGAUUCUUCGAAAACUACAUUUUGACGGCACCAACGAAGAUUGGAUUCAAACCGAAUAUAACGAGAUCAGAUCCACCAUUGAGGCCGAGAAAGCCGUCACAGCGCCCGGAUGGCUCAUCAUGUUCCGUGUCCCUCAAUGGCGAACCCGACUAUUCCACGGCAUCGCCGUUCAGGUCUUCACUCAGAUGACCGGCGUCAACGUCGUCAACUACUAUCAAACAAUCAUGUACAACGCCCUCGGCAUCACCGGCAACCGCAACACCCUCGUCGCUGGGAUCUACAACUGCGUAGGCCCCAUCACCAACUUCAUCUUCAUCUUCUUCCUACUGGACCGCGUCGGACGCCGAAAGCCCAUGAUGUUCGGGACGAUCGCCAUCUCCAUUGCCCUGAUCUGCGAAGCAGCCCUCUACUCGCAGAACCUGGAUGGCACCCGAAAGGGCUACAGUAUCGGGGGCGUCUUUUUCAUCUUCACCAUUACGGUCUUUUUCUCUUUGUCAUUUGGGCCGUGUAGUUGGGUCUACAUGGCCGAAGUCAUGCCCAUGCAAAUCCGCGGCCGCGGAAAUGCCUUCGCCACGGCGACAGGUAACUGGGCCGUCAGCACCCUCUGGAACCAGGUAUCUCCGAUCGCGCUGGACAAGAUCCAAUGGAAGUUUUAUUUUGUUUUUGCUGCGUGGAAUAUUUGUAUCACCCUCCCAACGGUCUAUUUUCUCUUCAAAGAGACCAAUCAAAAGUCUCUUGAAGAGAUCGAUCUCCUCUUCGGGGGUCGAGCGUUAGGCACACUCCCGGAGGAUGUUAGGAAGGAAGCUACGGGGACGGAGAAGGCAGAGGAGACGGGCGUGUCAGUGGUGAAUGUGGAGCAUACGGUGUAA